Puccinia graminis f. sp. tritici CRL 75-36-700-3 is the source of this 246-nucleotide messenger RNA. RefSeq lists its product as uncharacterized. The record is from RefSeq and is a predicted model, not a curated record. Bases 1 to 234 code for a protein of 77 amino acids. The transcript has 3 exons. Lineage: Eukaryota; Fungi; Basidiomycota; Pucciniomycetes; Pucciniales; Pucciniaceae.
AUGCCUAAGUAUUGUGGUACUCACGUCACACUACCCGGCCACGAUCUCAGCGUUGAACCUAUGAACGGGUAUAUACUGAAAAGUCUCACCGCAGGACUAGAAGCAUCUCAUUGCUUCUCCCGCAGCGCCGGCACCAAAUACUGCUGCUUAGAGCCACCCAAAUUCACCGAUCCGGCCAACAAUUUCGUCUCCGACGAAGAUUUCAAGAAAGCUCAAUGCAGUCCUAUAGACUAAACGUGGCCUCCG